Molecule: messenger RNA, 2415 nt
Organism: Caenorhabditis briggsae
Lineage: Eukaryota; Metazoa; Nematoda; Chromadorea; Rhabditida; Rhabditidae
Gene: Cbr-duo-2
Product: Protein CBR-DUO-2
Exons: 9
Coding region: 1-2415 (804 amino acids)
Biological process (GO): protein deubiquitination
Molecular function (GO): cysteine-type deubiquitinase activity
Source: RefSeq, a predicted model, not a curated record
AUGACAGAAGAGUUCCUUGUCGAGGUGAAUUUCGUUAAAAAAGGAGGCAAACUGAUAAGUUUCAAAAAUCGGCGGCUCAGUUUCGGUAACGACAGUUUAGUAAUACUCGCCGCCAAUGAUGAUCCCUUGAAGUUUCACUGCUCAAAAAUACAACACAGAAAGUUGAAGACGGGAUCGAACUCAAAAAAUCUCAGUAUUGGUCUUGUUGAAGGAAACGAUACGGAUUAUGUAUCAUUAAAACUGGAGUUCUCCCCUCCUCAUGACCAAUUCAUGGAUUGGGUGAUCAACGAAUUCAAUAAAAUGAUUACCUCGAACAAAGAUAAAAUGGUCAGCAACACUGCAAAAAGAAAACAAGCUCCAAUGCUGUGUACGACCAAUAACAUUCUGCAGCCAGUUUCUCGAAUAAAGCCACUGUUCAAUGAAGAAACGAUUAAAAAAGAACGAGACUAUAUUUUGAAAAGAUCGAUUACCCCACAACUGCCAAGGAAGGAAAAUUUGCACGAAGGCUCAAACCCGAUGGACGAACUUUUCGCAAACAGCGACCCAAUAAUUCAUACUCCCAAAAUUGAGCAACUCGAGGAAGUAAAAGACCAGCCGUUUGAUCUGUAUUACUCGCGGUGUGUCCAUUUGAAACGGACAACUAGUUUCGAAGGAAAGUUAUUCAAAACGAAAGAGACCGAAAUGAGCACGAAAUACGAGUUUUUUCAACUUUUCAUAGGUCUAAUUUCCUAUCUCAGCUUGACAGAUGAUGAUGAUGAUGUGUUCUCCAAAAACUUGCCGACAAGAAUAAGUCGUAAGAAACUAGAGGAAUUCCGAAAAAUGAUUGGAAAAAUAAACACAAUUUUGGAUAAUUCCCUCCAGCAAGACGCUCAUGAGUGCCUAGGAACUGUACUGGAAAUAAUGAAUGAUUUGUUUCAAUCCAACCGCACUUUGGUAGGACCGCCGCCUUCAAACAUCAAUGUUUCUCGGCUCAAUCCAGCAGAAGUAUUCAAAUUGACUAUAGAAUCGAUGUUGGUGUGCCAGCAGUGCAAUACGGUGGUUUUGAAAAAAGAUUUUCAGAAUGACAUGAAGCUUGACGUUAGCGACAAUUCCUCCGUACAAGAUUUGGUGAAUUCGUGGGGGAAGUGGACUUCAGUGGAAAGGAGAUGCUCUCACUGCCAAGCAAAUGUAUCUUCAACGAGUGAACGGAUUUUUGAGUUUCCGAGCUCUCUCAUCAUCACCUUGAAACGCUACAAUUAUGAGAGAAACGCUGUCAAAAAGAAGCAUUGCUCUGUUGAAGCGUCAUUCAAUAUCAAUGUUUCGUCGUUAGGAGUUUUCAGAGAUGUCGAUCAUAUCCAUUUAGAAAAGCUAGACAUUGACGAAUCUUCGAUAUUUCCCUCGAAGCCGUUUAGCCCCAGCGAGAAAGUCAUACCAGACGAUAGUCAAGAAGAACAGACCCUGAAAACAACGUUGCCAGAGUCAACCUCAGAGAAAGAUUCACAAAACGACAUUGUCAUUGAACAAGUGACCACACCGAAAGAACUCGUUUUUGAUCUUCUCACUGAAUGGAAAACAGUUAAAGGAAUUCUUAAACGGUUGGAUAUCGAUCAUGCUGAGGAGAAGUUGAGAUGUCAUCUAGAAACCCUCAAGCAUGAAAGCGGCAAACAGAUGACACGCACAGACCUCCCAGGAAAAACCGCCUUCAUUUCUGCAGAUGGAAACUGCUUCUACCGAGCCAUAUCAUGGUGUCUAACUGGUAGUCAGAGAUAUCAUAGGAAGUUGAGAAUAGCUACGUCUGAGUAUCUCAAGAAGAAUGAAGAAUCAAUGAGGAAGUUUUGCGGAGGGGAGCUCGACUACAAAAAAUACGUCGAGAAUGUUAGGAAAGAUGGAGAGUGGGCUACCUCGUGCGAAAUUUAUGCUGUGGCCAACUUGCUCGAUGUAGAAAUCGUGACUUUUCUAGGAAGUAGUGGGUGGAGAUCCCACGUCCCUCACGACGGUGGUUCCUCAAAGGAGUGUAUUUUUCUCAGCAACACCAGCUGCCACUUCGAACCAACCACUUCAUUGAAGCCAUUCAUCGCAGAAAAGGAAAAGGAUGAGAAAAGCGAGAUCUAUCAAAGCAGUCGGUCAGACUCACAAUGCAACCAAAAAAGAUGCCGAGGGGAGAGUUAUUCAAAGGACACAACUUUAGCUUACAAAAAACUGAAGAUUGAUAAUACACCGGAACCGACUGGACCUAACUACUCCUUAAUGGCUGUUGUUUGUCACUUUGGAGAGUCACCGUAUGACGGUCACUACGUGGCCUAUACCAAGAAUUCAUCAAACGGGGAACAAUGGGUUUAUUGUUCAGAUACGGAAGUGCACGAGGUCAACAAAGACGCCGUCGCUAAUGCUAUACGCUCUUCAGGGUAUAUUUUCUUCUACGAUCGGAAAAAUUGA